Messenger RNA from Trichomycterus rosablanca, 1101 nucleotides. RefSeq names its product protocadherin gamma-A6-like. Gene Ontology annotation, molecular function: calcium ion binding. The record is from RefSeq and is a predicted model, not a curated record. NCBI's taxonomy places the organism in Eukaryota, Metazoa, Chordata, Actinopteri, Siluriformes, Trichomycteridae. The coding region runs from base 1 to 1101 and encodes 366 amino acids. Gene Ontology annotation, biological process: homophilic cell-cell adhesion. Gene Ontology annotation, cellular component: plasma membrane. The transcript has 3 exons.
AUGCAGAUAAAAUGGCAGACUGUAGUUUUCAUUUUUUGUCUUUACGGAUUGGACCCCGUCUUUUCUCAAGCUCGAAAUUCCAUCCCAGAGGAGACCCCAGAGGGUUCUUUUGUAGGAAACAUCGCCAAAGAUUUGGGAAUCGACAUAAGCAGACUUAUUUCCGGAAAAGCUCGGGUUUUGACAAAGGGCGGACACCAGUAUGUGAAGCUGAGCAAAGACAAAGGUGACCUGGUAGUGAAGGAGCGGAUAGACCGAGAGGAGCUAUGCAAGCAAACAACGCCCUGCAGCUUCAGCUUUGAUUUGAUCAUGGAAAACCCAAUAGAACUACAUCCAGUGACCAUUAUUAUUCAAGAUCAGAAUGACAAUGCUCCUCAGAUUCUCUUUCCAGUACAAACUGGUGGCUCUCCGAUGGCUGAGAUGGUUCCUCGUUCAGCAGAUAUUGGUUAUCUUGUGACUAAAGUGGUAGCUGUGGAUGUAGACUCUGGCCAAAAUGCUUGGCUAUCUUAUAAACUUCAGAAAGCAUCAGACAGGGCGCUGUUUGAAGUGGGAGCACAAAAUGGAGAAAUACGGACUGUGCGCCAGGUCACUGAUAAAGAUGCUGUGAAACAAAAACUGACUGUAAUUGUGGAGGAUAACGGACAGCCAUCUCGCUCAGCUGUAGUAAACGUCAACGUAGCUGUAGCGGACAGUUUCCCUGAAAUGCUCUCUGAAUUCACGGAUUUCACACACAUCAAAGAAUAUAACGAUGACCUGACGUUUUAUUUAGUUUUAGCAGUGGCUGCUGUUUCUUUUCUUUUUAUCACAACUGUAGUGGUUAUAACAUCAGUAAAGAUCUACAGGUGGAGACAAUCUCGCACCUUCUAUCGGUCCAAUCCCCCCGUUAUUCCGUACUAUCCGGGUUACGGAGAUACUGAAGUUACUAGAACUCUUCCUCACAUAUAUAAUUAUGAUGUUUGCAUGACAACUGACUCAAGAAAAGGUGACUGCAAGUACUCAACACUAGGUGCACAAAGUGUUUUAUUGGUGGAUCAAGAUCUUCAGCGAGAAAUGAAGACCAGUGAAUUUCUACAGGACCCAGAUUCAUUACAGUCGAAAUGGUGA